Messenger RNA from Didymodactylos carnosus, 12246 nucleotides. The record is from the annotation of a GenBank genome assembly. NCBI's taxonomy places the organism in Eukaryota, Metazoa, Rotifera, Eurotatoria, Philodinida, Philodinidae.
AUGACAACAACGGCAAAAGUUAGUCAAAUGUUAUCUGUACCAUUAAAUCGUGUUCGUUCAUCGAAAUUAAAACGCCAGGCAUCCGUGGUUGAAGAUGAAGGUGGUGGCGGUGGUGCUGAUGGUGAAUUAGCGAUUGAUCAUCCUUCACGAACAACAAUAACAAAAAAACGCAUCUCAUCUGAUCAUGAAAGCGGUGGUUCAUCACGUUCACUGUCACCAUAUCUACGAGUGAUUUUAGAUGGUGAAUCAACAUCAAGUUAUUUAGACGUGCCGGAAACAUCUAAUAAUAGUCGACGUUCAUCAAAUAAUAGUGUUGUCAGAUUUAAACAGAAUGACCUGUAUGAUUUGCGUUCCAUUUUGGAUAUGACUUAUGAAGGAGAAAAUUUAGAAAAAGCAAUCAUUAAUAAUGAUAAAUACACCGUUAGACGAAUUAUCGAUAUACAUCAAAGUAAAUUUAAUGUUGUUAAAGAUCGUCAUAGUAGUCUUCAAGGCUAUGUUGGAUGUGGUGGAAUACCAGCUUCUCAUCCUCAUCAAUGGGGUGGUGCAAGUUUAGCAUAUAAACGACAAAGUGGCACACCAUCAUUGACAUCAAAUACUGAUAUAAUGGAAGGUGGGAGUAAAGAAGCAUUCCUAGAAACAAAUUCAUUAUCAAAAAAUAAUAAUAAUUCCGUAACUACCAAUGAAUGCUGUUUAACACCAGAUUUUUCAUGUUAUGCAUCAACAUCACAUUCAGCAUUAACACAAAGAAGUGGGCCGCUAGCAGCUGCUCUUAUGGCACAUACAUCAUCAACACCAGCGCCAAUUAAUUUUAGUGCUACUGAUAGUAGUGGCAAUUGUGAACUUGAAACAGCAGCAAUAACUGGCGCUCCUGAUUCACCUGGUGAUAUACCACCAAUAUUUCGAAACAUUUUACAUGUGGCUAUAAUGUAUGAUGCUCGAGAUGUUAUGCGUAUUUCGUUAAAAUACGGUAUUGAUUCAAAUGCACCUGGCGUACAUCCUCUAAUGACAGAUACAAUAACAAAUCAGACUAAUCCAUCAAAUUCAGGUCGUAUUUCACCGGAUAAUCUACCACGUGCAUCACCUUGCCGCAACGGUACACUCGACUAUAAUUCAUAUUAUACGAAUGAACGUCUUUACAUGCUACCACCAUUAUUCUUAGCUGCACAAAGAAAUAAUCAUUAUGCCACAAAUUUAUUGUUACGCUACGGUGCGAAUCCAAAUAUACGAGAUGAAUUGGCUUGUUCACCUCUUCACUUGGCUGCUCGUUUACAACACGAUGUUUGUAAUAUAUUAAUUUCCCAUCAUGCAUGCAUAAGUACGAGAAAUAAAUAUGGUGAUUCACCAUUAUCUUUAUGGCCAGUCGUCUACAAUCUGCAAGUGGCGUUUGUUGAACGCGAAUUUCGUAAAUUAUGUCGAAAAUAUUCAUCGUCAAAACGUCAUCGUUUUCUAUCAUCAUCCUCCGGUAAUAAAGAUGAAACACAUUUGACACCAGUUAUACUCAGUCGGAAUCUGAGUAAUGAGAAAUGUACAAACGGCGGCGUGAAAAAUUUAAAAAGGAUAUUUCGUCAUAGCGGUAGUGAUUCAUACGAUUCAAAGUCGUUUAAAAAAAGUUUAUCAUCUCAAAGUUCAAUAGGAAAAUCAAAAAGAGCAGGAGGUCAACAUGUGGCGAUAUCAGCAUCAGUCGGACGCAGUGAAUCAAGACAAAUGUCGGAAGAACGAGAAGAGUUUCUAACGACCGAUAUGCCAAAAUCAUCGCAUUCAAAACGAAAGAUUGCAACAUCUCUAGCAGCCAAUAUCAUGAAUUAUCAUAAAUCCUCUCGAAAUUGUCAAUCGGCCGAAGCAAAUGCUUUAAAUGAACGACUAUUGAAACGAUUUAGUGAAUUAAGCCGAUUAGCGAACAAUAUCGAAUGUAUCGAUCAACUAAUGGAUUUAUUGCGAAUGCAAAAUUGUAUGGACGAAAUUUUACAAUUAAUAUCACAAGCAACAUCACCAACUGUACAUGCUCGAAUUGCUGAAUUAUUAUACACAUUACAAAAUACUUCAUAUCAAGAAUUUUUACGUAAUCAUGAUAAACGUGAUUAUGUUGAAAAAUUUCAACAACAUACUAAAAAACUAUUGGAUAUAUCGCUUGAAUUAUUUGCAAGUGAUUUACCUAAUAUGCAAUAUUUAGCAUUAUUAACAAUAAAUAGAUUGUACGAUGUCUAUGUAUAUCAUAAUCUUAUUAAUCCGGGACGUUAUAAUGCUUGUUAUAUUCCACAAUCUCGGCGAACAUUAUUUAUGUCAUCAACUCAAAUGAAUAAUCAUGAUGAUACAAGUAAAUCAGAUACAAAUCGUUUACCUAAAACAUCGACAUUAUCAAAUAUUUUAAGAAAAAUAUCACGUGAUACUGAUGAAAAACGAUCAGCAACAACAGUUGGAAAAGGACAAACACCGUCACCAUCAGGUCCAGGACCGGGUGGUGGUGGUAGUUCUAAAGAACUUACACGUGAUAUGUCAAGUAAUUCAUCAACAUCAAAACGCUGGGUACCACUAUAUAAUAAACAAACAAGUACAAAUACAAAUGAUGAUUAUUUUUCACCUAAAACAUCGAUGACAUCUGAACUUGGUAGUAGUGCUAGUGGUAAUGUGGGAAUAAAUUCAACACCACAACAAACAUCAAAACCAAAUAUAUUUAAUAAUUCAAAUUCAAAUAUAGAAAAUACAACUUAUACAUAUGAACCAUUUUCCGUACUAUAUCAAAUAGAACCGAUUCAUUUACUACGUAUUAUGCGUACACGUUUAGAAGCACAUAGAAAAGAAUUUAAUAAUCGUCCAAAAUGUGUUCCAUCAACACGUUCACCAUUAUGCACACAUCAUUGCGUUGUUAUAUUAGCGGCAAGAAUUUUGACAAUUCUAUGUCAAGAUCAAACAUUUCAAACAAAAUUUAUAUCAUCAAAAGAUAAUUUAAAUAUUAUUAUUGAAAUGUUAAAUAUAAAUAAUGAUCCGCACUUGAUAUGUCUUAUACUACAAACACUUGGUGUUGUUGCAUUAAAUCCCGAUUGUCAUGAUUCAUUACAAACAGCUGAUAUACCCGAUACCGUUCUUCAUCUUAUAUUACCUGCUGAUGAAAUGUUUUAUACAAAUCAAACAACAAAAUUUGCUAGAUAUGUCAAACAUUUAGGUGCUCGUGUACUUGUUUAUAUGGGAUUAUUAACAAAAGUUAGUAAUAAAGUAAAUUUAUUUGAUAUUCUUGAAUUAGAACCAGAACCAUUAGAUUGUGACAAACCUCAAAGUUUUGAAAAUAAUUUUAUUCAUCACAUGGCCAUUGGAGAAAAUUGUGUUGGUACACUGUGGACUUCAUUUGCUGGUAUAUCAAUAGAAAAAUUACUAGAUGAACUAUUAAAGAAUGCCACAAAUCAAAAAAGUAGCCGAUUACAAACGUCAACAUCACAAGACACCAACAUUCCAACAACGAGUACCACCUCUUCAAUUAUUAAUUCAUCUAAUGAAAAUUUACUCUAUAAUUUAUCAUAUCUUUCAGCGGUUAUUCAUCCGGUAAUUAUAUUGAGAUUACUUGAACAUCGUUUAUUUACACCAUUAUUUAAAAAGAAAUCAACUGCUGCAUCAACAAAACCUGAAACACCCACGGAUUCUAAAAUGCAAUUUAAUAUUGUUACAACGCCAAUACAAUUGACGGGUGCAUCGGCAUUAGCAUCUAUACCCACUUUACCUCGUCCAGUUGCAUCAUUUAAAAAACAGCGACCAUCUGUUACGAAAGAUCCACCAUCGGGUGGAAAUGAUCGUGUAUCAUUAUUAAAUAAAUUAACACAGCCAACGUCUGAUAAACGAAAAGUAUUGAAAAUGAACAAUAGUAAAAAUAUUCCACCAGUGAAUUCUUCUUCAUCUACAAUACCGUCCACAACAGCACUAGCAACACUACCAUUAUCACCAGCAGUGGGCACAAUAACAACAGCGAACAAUGACUUGUUAUUAAUUGAAGAACGACGAGAUGUCAUUAAACCAAUUAAAUUUGAUUUUAGUCGUAAAUGGUUUUGGCGUAAUUCUGAUAGAUCAAAUCAACUUCUUACUGCUAAUACAAGUGAUCGAAAUCCAUUAUUACAAUCAAUUGUUGAGAACGAUACAUCAACAUCAUCGUCUCAUCCACUUGGAAAAGACAUGAAAUUAUUAGAAAAAGAAUUAUUAAAUUUACCAACAUUCCAAUUAAGUGACAGUCAAAAUCCUCUAUUACCAAGUCCAAUUUGUUUAAGUUAUGAUUUUGCCACACAUUUUGAAAAUGAUUCGAUAUCACCAGGAAACUUUUCAGAUGUUGUUCUAACUAAGCAACAAAAUAAACGUUUACCAGCUACUAUACCCAAUGGUAUAAUUACGUAUGGAAAUCGAAUUAUUGAUGAAGUUACAUUACCAUCAUCUCAUCAAGAUGUCAAUUAUCUUAAUCCACCAACAACUACACUAAAUGUUCCAUUUGUUGAAGUACGCACACCAUCUGAUGAUAGCAAUCGUUCAAGUUUCAAUGGUGGUUCAUCAAGAAAUUCGAACGGUUCUGUCGAUAUCAAUAAUCAUUCACAACGUUCAUCAUCUAAAAUGUCUGUACGUGAAACAGUUAAAAAUAUAUUUCGUUCAUCAAAAACUGUGGAUAAUAUUCAACAGACAAAUAAUAAUUCUCCUCAUACGCAUGAAAGUGAAAUAUUUAGUAUGCCAUCAAAAUCAUCGUUAAAUAAUGGACAAUCAUCACAUUUAGCUAAAUCAUUAUCACAACCAAUAACAAUAUUCGAUGAUCAAUCAAAAUUAACUGAUUCUCCAUUAAUCAAUCAUAGUGAACAUACGCCGUUAAUUGUUCGAAAGUCAACGUGUAAAUUAGAAACUGUACCAAAAAAUUCUCAAAAAUCAUCGUUUGAAACAAAUUUAAAACGUUUUCGUUUAAAUCGUACAGGUUUACGUUUACCAUUAAAUUCGGAUUCACUUCAUCGUAGUCAUUCUUGUACAGUUGGUAUUAUUAAUACACAAAAACAACAACAACAACAGCAACAACAGAACAAACAGACACUACUGAUAGAUAGUGAUAAUACUAACAAACAACAUGGUACAAAUAUAAUUAUCAAAAGUUUAGCUAGUUUAUUUGAACAAACUCCAAUAACAACAACAACAUGUGAUAAUAUUAACGGUUAUUUAAAUACGGGAGAAAUAUGUUCAUUGCGUUCGUCAGAUAGCACAACUUCAUCAAUAUCUGGUUAUUUAUCACCGAGACCACGUAAAGGAGAAGGAGGAGGUGGAAUAACAUGUUUAAAUGAACUAAUUGGUGGAAUAAAUAAUACUAAUGAUCAUAAGUCAAGUGAAUCGUUAUUUAGUUUUUCAUCUCCAACACACAAAGAAAAUUUAUCAAAAUCUUUUAUAAUAACAUCAACAAAAAAUGAUACAACAAAACAAGGAAAUGAAGUUUUAUAUCUCAUUGCAAGUUGGGUAUUACGAUCACCAGAAGAUUUUCAAGAUUAUCUUGUUCAAAAAGAACUUCGUAGUUUUUUUGCAUUGUUAGAAUCGUUACGUGAUUCAUUUCGUAGUUGGACUGAUCAGAUUAAAGAGUUAGUACCAUUAUAUGUCGAGGAUAUUGAAUCACCAUCUUGUAGUGAAAUUGAUGUAAGCAACGAAAGUAUCUAUCGAGAAUAUGCCAAGAUGCAACGUGAUAUCGUAUCUGGCAGACUCAUUUGUUCAAAAGAAGAAGCAGCAGCAUUGGCAGCAUUACAACUUCGUCUUGAAACAUGGCCUGAUGAAAAUUUAGAAUUAAGUGAUGAUGAUGAAUUACAUACGCAUGUAAAUACACUGAGUUUAUCAUUAAAUUCACCAUCAUCAUUAACAACAACAACAGCAACGCUAGGAGGAGGAGUAUUAGCACCAUGGCGAAAUCGACAUCGUCGUGGAUUAUUAAAAUUACGUUUAACAAACAUUCCAUGUUGUAAACGAACUGAUUCACAAAAUUCACAAAAUCGAUCAAAAUUACCAUUUCUUCCACCAGAAUAUGUUGAUAGUACAGAAAUAAUGAAAUUAAUUAAAGACAAACAACGUAAAUUAUUUCAUAUAAAUGACUAUGAUAAUCCAACGAGAUUAAAAGAAUGUUAUGUACGAUUAUGUCGAAAUUUGGCAGCAUACAAUGCAGAAAUUUAUGAUGUCAAAGAAACACUUGGAAAAAGAUCGAAAAGAAAGGCUAAUCGAAUAUUGACAAUUCGUCCCGAUAAAGUUUGUCUACUAGAUAUUAAAACAAAAAUUCUACAAAAAGAACAGCGUAUUGCUGACUUAGAACAUUGGAUAACAAGUGGUCAUCAUCAAAAUGCUGGUACUAAUGAGUUAGUAUUGGAAUAUCGUAAUAAAACAAAAUGGAAAUUACAAUUGGCUAGUACAACAGAUUUACGAGCAAUUACCGUUUAUCUAUGGAAAAUAGUUAAUAUUGAAGGAUUUGCCUUGUUAGAUAUACCAAUUAAUAUUCCUAUGAGAUAUCAAAAAAAACAAUUACAACAACAACAACAGCAACAACAACAAAGUGGUAGUAGAAAAAUGACAUUAUUACCACCAAAUAUCAAAUCAAAUAAAAAUCCUUAUCAACAAAUUAAAGAUUAUUAUCGUACGUCAUCAUCAAAUAGUUUAUUUUCUACAACAAAAAAGACUUCCACAAGACCAACAACAACGGAACAUUUAAAAAAUCUUACAAAUCUUAUGACAACAACAAAUUCUACAACAAUAUCGGGACUUGUCACAAAUUCUGUUUUUCUAACAUCAGAUAAUACUCAACAAUUAUGUUUUUCAGCUGAUUUAGAAGAAUUAAAAGAUUUAUUUGAUUUUCCAGAAGAAGUUGCACUUCGUUUAACAGAAAUUGAACAUGAAAUAUUUUUAAGUGUACCACCCUUACAAUAUCUUCGACAUUUAACAUUGGAUAUUAGUUUAUUGCCAUCGACCACUCAAGAAUCAUCUACACAAGAAAAAAAUAUUCGAAUAUUAGUACAACGAUUUCAUGCUGUUGGUUCAUUUAUUCAACAAUUAAUUGUUUCACAAACAAGUUUUCAUGAACGAAAAGCGAUUGUUGCUUCUAUUGUUCGAUGUGCAAUAACAUGUUGGUAUUUGGGUAAUUUCAAUGGUGCUAUGGAAAUUUUAGCCGGUUUAAAAAUUGAAGCAUUUCGCCCAUUAUGGUUAACUAUUACUGACGAAGUACCAAGUUUUAAAUUUUUAACUGAAGCAUUUAAUUCAAAUGAGAAAACAUCACAAUAUUGUGAUGCUGUUAGUCGUGCAUUAGAUAUACCAACAUGUAAAGUUGUACCAUUUUUUGGCACAUUUUUAAAAGAUUUACGUUCAAUAUUAUCAAGUGUACCAAGUAUUGUUGUCUUAUGUAAUAAAAAUACUCAAAAACCCAUUGAAAGUGUUGCUGAUUUUCAAAAUCAAGAACAUUUUUUAACACGUAUUGGUGUCGGUGGUCUAAUUAAUACAAGAAAAAUUGAAUUGGUUCAUAUGGUAUUAAAAGAUAUUGCCAUGUUUCAUAAUCGUCAUCGACGACAACCACUAUUUAAAUGUUGUAAUGAUAAUAAUCGAAUGAAAUCUAUGUUUCAAGGUGUGCCUACAGAUUUAAAAGAAAAACAUUCAGCAACAAUAACAACAACAGAAGGACUUGCUGAAAAUCGAAUACAACAACAACAACAACAAUAUCGAUAUAAUCGUCAUCAAUCAUUUCCAUGUACAAAUAAUUAUGGUGAUAUUGAUCAUAAUUGUGUACCAAAUAUUGCCAUUAAAGUAAUAUCUGAUAAUGAUAAUAAUAAUCAAGUGAAUCAAGCAAAUGCGGCAUUACCAUAUCGAACAACACUCGAUUUAUAUGAACCGGAAACACUCUAUUGUUUAAAUGUUUCAUUUUAUCAACCAAUUAUGACUCAAAAACAUAAUCAUGAUGUAUCACUAUUAUCAUUACAUCAUAUUAUUGAUUUUAAUAAUUUACAAAUCUUACGACAUGGUACCACAUUAAUAUUGUAUGAUGAAGAAUCAAUGCAUUCGUGUCUUGUGUCUGUUCGUUUAGAAUUAGAUAAUUGUACAUUAACAUGGACUAAACCCUCAUGGGACAGACAUCAUAGCGUAGAAAAUAUUAAUGCACAAAAUCCAAUAACAAAUGAUAGAACACAUUUUUCAUUAUUAAUGAAACGUUAUAUUUUAAGAGAUAUUGCUUGUGUUGAUAUGGAAGAAUCUUAUCCAUCAUCUGGUUUUUUACAAUUAAAAUAUGUUAAACAUAUUCGUUGUGGUAUACUUAAUUGUGAUCUUGUCUCAGUUAUUAAACGACAUAAAUUAAAUGAUAUAACAAAUCAAGAAAAUUGUUUUACAAUUAUUUAUGGUUCAACAAUCAAUGAAAAUAAAAGUCUAUGUUUUAUUAGUCCUAAACAUUGUUCUCAAAUAUGGUAUUCAAGUAUUGAAAAAUUAUUAUUUCAAUAUCGUUAUCAUCGUUUAUGUUCUGAUCGUCGUAUUCAAUGGUUAAAAGUUCAAUAUUUAUCAUUAUAUUAUGAAAAUGAACGAUUUCAAGGUCCAACACCUAUGGAAGCUGUUUUAGUAUUUGGUGGUCGACAAUGGAAUUCAAGUUCAUUAUUUUCAUUUGAACGUGGUGAUCAUCCUGGUGUAACAAAAAAAAUGAGUACAAUUAAAUCAUUAUCAAAUUUAGGUUUAAGAAAACGAAAUAAUAAAAAUGAACAAUUAAUUAAAACAAGUUUUUCAACUGAAUCUGAUCCAACAACAACAGCUGCAUGGCAAAAUAAUAAUUCAUUAACUACACGUAAUAAAUCUAAAACACUUGAUUAUAAAACAAAACCAUCUAUUUUAGCCGUAGGAUGUAAACAACGUACACAACAAUAUUAUCAUCCUUCAAGUCCAAAACAUCGUCAUAGUAAAAUAACAAAUUCUAUUAAUGCAUUAACAACAAGUGUUGGUGGAAAACGUAUGGGUGGACGAAUGACAUUAACAAAUCAAUUAGGAAAUGAUAGUUAUACAUCACCAUGGAUUAUUAAUGAAACAUAUAUGGAUUUUGCUGAAUUUGUUGAAUUAUUUAAAUCAUUUUAUUUUCAUUGUCGACGAGAUUUAAAAGAUUUAUUUGAUAAAUUUUCAUGUUAUUUAAAUAUUGAUCAAGAUUUUACAAUUAAAGAACAAUAUAAAAAUGAUUUAAUCGAUGUACCAAGACAUUUAUCUGGUUUAAUUACACGAAAUAUUGUUGAUGAUAUAACUGAUCAAAGUAUUCAUCGUAUUUAUGAUAUGAUUGCUAUAUCAUCAAUACCAUGUUAUGCUGUUAGUACUGAUAGUAAAGCAAAUUAUUUAAUAACAAAAGAACAAUUUAAAGAAUUUCUUUUUGAACAUCAAAAAGAAACAAAAACAAAUUAUGAACUUGAACAAAUUAUAUUGCGUCAUGAACCAAAUAGACAAAAUCGUAUCAAUAAAGUGUUCUCAUUCGAAGGAUUUGCCAAAUAUUUAAUGGAUAAAGAAAAUUAUGCAUUUGUUAAUGAACAUACAAAAGUGAACGAACAAGAAAUGGAUAAUCCAUUAUCAUACUAUUUCAUUGCUUCAUCACAUAACACUUAUUUAACUGGACAUCAAUUACGUGGUGAAUCAUCGAUUGAAAUGUAUAGAGAAGUAUUGUUAUCGGGAUGUCGUUGUGUUGAACUCGAUUGUUGGGAUGGAGAAGAUGGAUCACCAGUUAUUUAUCAUGGUCGUACAUUUGUUAGUAAAAUUUCAUUUAAACGUGUCGUCGAAGUUAUUAAUGAAAGUGCCUUUGUUACAUCUCACUAUCCGGUUAUAUUAUCGAUAGAAAAUCGAUGUUCACUUAUUCAACAAGGACGAAUGGCACAAAUAUUUUUGAGUAUAUUUGGCGAUAAAUUGGUGACAAAAUAUAUGUUUGAUACAGAUUUAUUUGAAGAUCCAAUGUUACCAUCACCAAAUCAAUUAAAACAUAAAAUUUUAAUUAAAAAUAAAAAAGUAAAUAAAAUGCAUUCGACAACACAAUUAAGUAAACAAAAAUUACAAUUAGCCGUUGGUCCAUAUCGAAAUUCGAGUGGACCCGAUGAUAUUGAUAUAGAUGAUGAAGAUGAAGAUGAAGAUGAAGAAUAUCAAGAUGAAAUGUUUGAAAUAAUGAGAAGUAAUUCAAUGACAGAUUCUCCAAUGUAUGGUUUGAAAAAGGAUAAUGAUGGAUCAGAAUUAGAUGAACUUCGAUAUAAUCGUCGGUAUAGUAUAUUGACAUCAUCAGAUCCAGCAGCACGACAACGUUUAAAAAGUAAUAGUAGUAUUGAUAAUCAAAAGAAAGCAAUAAUUAAAACAUUAGUUGCUAAAGAAUUAUCGGAUAUUGUUAUUUAUACACAAGCUGUUAAAUUUCGUGGUUUAAAUUAUUCAUCCAAUACAAAUUCUGUUUAUAUUGUUAAAACUGCUGUACGAAAAGGGCCUAGACGUCAAAUACAACAAGGAUUGGUAGCACAACCAAGUACUGAAAGUUCUCGUUCUAUUGAUCAAGUUGCACCAUGUCAUCAAAUUGUCUCAUUAAUUGAAAAUAAAGCAAAAAAAUUAUGUAAAAAUUCAGCAAUGGAGAUGAUUGCUCAUACGGAAAAUCAAUUGAUUCGAUGUUAUCCAAGUGGAUUUCGUGUUGAUUCAUCAAAUUUUAAUCCUUUAAGUUUAUGGACAUGUGGGAUUCAGUUGGCAGCUACAAAUUACCAAACUAUGGAUGCUGGUCAAAUACUCAAUUUAUCCAUGUUCGAACAAAACGGAUUAUGCGGAUAUGUUCUAAAACCAAGUGUUUUUUGGGAUAAAGAACAUGCACAAUAUGGACGUUUUAAUCCGAGUUCAAUGGAACGUGAAGGUGCUUGUUUUGAAUUAACAUUAACUGUCAUAUCUGCUCAAUAUUUAACUCAGAAUUCUGGCUCGAAUACGAGUGUAUAUAUCGAAGUAGAAUUACUUGGUAUACCAAUCGAUUGUAUGUCUCGAAAAACGAAACCAAGCAUUAAAAAUUCGUUAAAUCCAAUAUGGCAGGAAACAUUUAUCUUUCAAGUAUUUUUUACUGAUCUUGUAUUCGUUCGAUUUCAUGUUUACGAUGCAAGUAGUAAUCAUUUAGUUGCACAACGUGUAAUGCCAUUGAAAUGUUUACGUCCCGGUUAUCGUCAUGUUCGACUAAGAGAUAUACAAAAUAUCCCACUUGAAUUAUCAACAAUAUUUAUCUAUUCAAAAAUAAUUGAAACAAUUUUAAUUCGGCCACCGGAACAAGAUCAUACUGUAUCAAAUACACCACAUAUGUUUCGAAAUCGUUUACUACGACGAAUUGAACAAGAAACAACAACAGUGUCGGGUCGUGAAUCAAUAAGACCAAAACAUAAAACAUUUGAAGUGAAAGUCUAUGGUAAAGAUGGUCGUGAUGAAGAAUUUAGAAUAUUUGCUGUAACACAAUAUACAACUGUUGAAGAACUAUUGGAAUUGAUUUCCAAGUGUACAGAAUUUUUUAAAGUUGGUGAUACAAUAAGUGAUUUUACACUAAUUGAAUCAUCAAAAACAUGGAAGAAAAAAUCAAAAGACACUCAUCAACGUGUAUUAGGUGAACAUGAACGUAUAUUAGAAGUGAUUGAUCGAGUUGGUAGAGAAACAAUUAUUUUAUGUAAAAGAAAGUCAACAGUUCAAAAACAAUCAUUUGCAACAUUAAUCGAUCAAAAUAUUCAAAAUUGGGAAAAUUGUGAUAGAACAUUUUUGGUAACAAUUUACAAUAUUUCACCAUUACAAAAACAUACCACUUUUAGAACGCCGGUAUCAUCAACAGCCAUUCAUGUGAUUACACAGUUAAUGACAAAAACUCGUAGUAUGCCCGGUCUACCACAAGAUUAUGGUUUAAUCGAAGAAACAGAUUUAAAUGCAAAUGCAAAAUUAACAACAAACAAUCCUACACGUCGAAUUCCAUUGAAACGAAGAUUAUUAAAUGAUGAUGAAAAAAUUUAUGGUAUACAAAGAUUGUGGAAUUCUGGUCAUUCAAGAUUUGUCCUAUGUAAAAAAACAGAGUAUUCUGCUGAAACAAAUAAUAAUCGACCAUUUACAGAUAAAUUUCUUAUGAGAUCAUUGACGAGACAAAAAUCAAUGGAUUGCGAUUCGCAUGAAGAUCUUCAUUUAGAGCAUCAACAUUCAACUCCAACGCAAUCAACUUUACCUAAUGGAGCUAUUUCAAGUAAAAUUUCGUUGAAAAAACGUUCUAUCAAAAAUAUGUUAUCAGUUAAAUCUUAA